UUCACAGCUGUCAGAAAUUUUCAGCUCGCGAAGCAAUAUCCUUGAAACAUAAAUCCGGAACAAAAGUGGCAAAGAAGGUCCUAAACUCCCGUUCUCGGUUCUCUCGCUGGUUUCGCGUUGAUCGGUGUUUCCAACUCUGUCCAAGGUGGCCGCAAUCAUCAGCCAGGCAAUGCCGGAAACGGUGGAAGGCGCUGAGGUGCCCAAGACAAAGCGCCCCUCGGAUUCGGCCUUCAAGCAGCAACGACUGCCCGCCUGGCAGCCCGUUCUCACCGCUGGCACAGUCCUGCCAGCAUUCUUCCUUAUUGGCAUCGUGUUCAUACCAAUCGGGGUGCUGCUCCUGAUCUCAUCGAAUUCGAUAACCGAGUUCGUGUACGACUACACGCACUGCAUGCCGGAAGCGGGAAAUCAAACGUGCGCCGAAAUCAUCAGCCGGAGCCCGGGCAGGGGCACGGAUUGUGAAUGCACCAUAGCGUUCGAGCUACCGGAGGAUUUCCUCGGUAAGGUAUACCUCUACUACGGGAUGACCAACUACUAUCAAAACCAUCGCCGAUAUGUGAAGUCGCGCGACGACGAUCAACUGCUUGGACGAUUGUCCUCCACGCCAUCAAGCGAUUGUGCGCCGUUUGCGUACAUAGACGAGGAAGAGCAAAAACCGAUAGCACCGUGCGGUGCGAUCGCGAACUCGCUGUUCAGCGACCGGUUCGAGAUGUACUCGGUUACGCUCGACCGGAAGGUGCCGCUGCUGCAAACCGAGAUCGCCUGGCCGUCGGAUCGACAGAUCAAGUUCCGCAACCCGGAAGGUGAUCUCAAGGAGGCUUUGCGUGGCUUUUACAGCCCGAAGGCGUGGAACCGGCAGCUGUGGGAGCUGGAUCCGACGAACAAGGACAACAAUGGUUUCCAGAACGAGGAUCUGAUCGUGUGGAUGCGCACCGCCGCACUGCCGACCUUCCGGAAGCUACACCGUCGCAUCGAUCACUCGCAGGACGGGUUCCAGGAGGGGCUUAGCAAGGGGAACUACACGUUCAAGGUUAUGUAUUCCUACUCGGUGAUUGAGUUCGAGGGCACCAAGAAGUUCAUCCUCUCCACGACCUCGCUACUGGGUGGUAAGAAUCCGUUCCUUGGGUUUGCUUACAUCAUCGUCGGCAGUGUUUGCCUGCUGCUAGGACUAGUGCUGCUUAUCAUUCACGUAAAGUGCAACAAAACUAACGGCGGCAUCAGCAACGUCCAUCAGCGGUCGUCUUCGCGCCCAUAGGAGUUACUGUGCCUCAACAGUUAAUUAUAAUUUCUGUGUUAAAAUUUUGCGCCUCCACAAAGUCCAGUACUUUUUUAACUAAUAUUUUUUUUUUGAGCAUUUAUGCGCUUACGCUCUACCUAAGUACUUCACGUUUUUGAGCUCUCGGGCAGCAUUCUUUAAACUAAACAAUUAAGCAGACCGGGCAGAAUGUUAGCCUUUUUUUGCGGAAAUCCGUGCAACAAACCACUAGAUUAUUAUGUUUCCUCACGUUACAUGCUUGUUGUUAUUGCUUUAGUAUCGUUAUAAUUAUUCAUUCCAUCCACCCCUAGCAGAAAUGAUUGAUACCGGUUGGCUUAAAUGUUAUCCGCAGUCUUACAGAUACGCUCUGGAGGUGGCAGCGCUUCAGCUGGCGUCAUUUUAGUAGGCGGAAACGUCGACAAUCGAAGCAAAAGGAAUCAUGAAACGUUUAAAUUUGUUUACAGAAUCAAGAGAAUACGCGGAACCACAGAAUCGAUGCGUACAGUUCCGAUGGAGCAUGUUAGGUAACCAUACCGAGCCGUAGGAAGGUACCGAUGGAAAGGGGUUAGUUACAUUUAAUUGUGGCAAUUCUUGCCAAUGGGCACCGUUUGGCUCAUGUAGUUACUUUACAGAAAACUAGCGCUCCGCACCCAGAUCGUUAUGUUUGAAGCGCACGAUCGUGCGCUUAUCCACAACCUAUCAAAGAUAUCAAGCUGCACCUACAAUUUUCUUAUUCUACAAAGUGUCCUUCGAUGAAACCAUCGUGCGAUCCGGGCCGGCAGAAGGCCUUUGAAUGUAUGUGAGAGACAAAAUUACCAAAAAGCGUGAGAUAGACAGGCAGCGGCUGGCAGUGCCGCAGCUGGUGUGUUAUAAUGGAGCAGACUAAACAGCUGGAAGUGUUGAUAUAGGUCCUGUUUUAAAUGUUCGUAGCAGGAGAAUCAACGCUUUGGUGGGUUCUAGGUCCUCGCGAAGAUAGAACGAAGAUAAAUAUUCGAUCGAAAUACCAUGAUCAACAUUCACCUAUAAAAUCUGACGAUCGUCGCCGUACGGAUUAAGUAUUAUUCACUAAAUACCUGCAUUAGAUGGAUAACAUUUGGGUAAUUCUAAAAGUAUGAGGGAUUGCUAUAGUGUUGAUAGUAAAGCUAUAUAUUAGAAGCAAUAAAAUAUUGUUGUGAAACCAA
Messenger RNA from Anopheles aquasalis, 2433 nucleotides. It is a transcript of the gene CDC50, whose product is annotated as cell cycle control protein 50A. NCBI's taxonomy places the organism in Eukaryota, Metazoa, Arthropoda, Insecta, Diptera, Culicidae. The record is from RefSeq and is a predicted model, not a curated record. Gene Ontology annotation, cellular component: plasma membrane; Golgi apparatus; endoplasmic reticulum.